Tripterygium wilfordii is the source of this 2424-nucleotide messenger RNA. RefSeq names its product BEL1-like homeodomain protein 1. Gene Ontology annotation, biological process: regulation of transcription by RNA polymerase II. Gene Ontology annotation, molecular function: DNA-binding transcription factor activity, RNA polymerase II-specific; RNA polymerase II cis-regulatory region sequence-specific DNA binding. The record is from RefSeq and is a predicted model, not a curated record. The transcript is spliced from 4 exons. The coding region runs from base 34 to 2070 and encodes 678 amino acids. Lineage: Eukaryota; Viridiplantae; Streptophyta; Magnoliopsida; Celastrales; Celastraceae.
UUUUGAUUUUAAGCGAGAGAUAGAUAGAGAGAGAUGGCGACGUACUUCCAUGGGAAUUCCGAGAUUCAAGGAGGAGACGGACUUCAAACCCUUGUACUCAUGAACCCUACCUACGUCCAAUACCACCACGACGCUCCUCCUCCUCAGCCACCGCCACCGCACUCCGACCUCCUCUUCCUGAACUCCUCUUCCAACAACCUCUCUUCGCCGUCGGCUCAGCUCUCCCACGUGCCUUCUCACCAGCAAUUCGUCGGCAUACCCUUACCUAACUCCUCUACCGCGACCGCGCAUUCUCAGGACCCUAACGACAUUUCCGGGUUUUACGGACUCAUACCUCGUCUCCACUACAACCUCUAUAACAAUAUCGACCACCACGCUCCCACUCCUCGUGACACUCCACGCGCCCAACAGGGAUUGUCUUUAACUCUGUCUUCUCAGCAGCAACCGGGUUAUGGGUCGACGCAGCAGGCACAGCCGGCGUCGGGUGGGUCGGCGCCAUCUGGAUCGGGUGUGAAAAAUGGGGUAUCGGAUCUUCAGGGUGUGUUGUUGAGCUCCAAGUACCUGAAGGCUGCUCAGGAUUUGCUUGAUGAGGUGGUUAAUGUCAACGGUAACGAAAUUAAGAGCGACUUGCUGUCGAAGAAAAGUAAUGGGACUGGUAGUGGUAAUACGAAGGCGGCAGGAGAAUCGUCGGUGGUAGGAAGUGGAGAUGGGUCGGGUGGUGGUGGGGAAGCGGGUGGGAAAAACGUUGCGGAGCUUACCACUGCCGAGAGGCAGGAAAUUCAGACGAAGAAAGCAAAGCUUGUGAACAUGCUUGAUGAGGUGGAGCAGAGGUACAGGCAGUACCAUCACCAGAUGCAGAUUGUGAUAUCAUCAUUCGAGCAAGCAGCAGGGAUUGGGUCUGGAAAGACAUACACAGCUCUUGCACUGCAGACAAUCUCCAAGCAAUUCCGGUGCCUGAAAGAUGCAAUUACAGGCCAAAUUCGAGCAGCAAACAAGAGCUUGGGUGAAGAAAAUGGCAUUACAGGAAAGAUUGAGGGUUCGAGGCUUAAAUUCGUCGAUCACCACCUUCGACGACAACGAGCCCUGCAACACUUGGGAAUGAUCCAGCAUAAUGCUUGGAGACCUCAAAGAGGAUUGCCAGAAAGAUCUGUCUCUGUUCUCCGCGCUUGGCUCUUCGAGCACUUUCUCCACCCCUACCCAAAGGAUUCAGACAAGCACAUGCUCGCUAAACAAACGGGGCUCAGUCGGAGCCAGGUGUCCAAUUGGUUCAUAAAUGCUCGAGUUCGUCUUUGGAAGCCAAUGGUGGAAGAAAUGUACUUGGAGGAGAUCAAGGAACAUGAACAGAAUGGCGGAUCAGAUGAAAAAACAAGCAAGAGCGAACGCAAUGAAGAUUCAGCAUCCAAGUCCACUGCUCAGCAAGAGAAAAGUUCAGCCACUGUAAACCAAACAAUAAGUCUCAAAUCCAAGGACAAUUCCACAAACCAGAAUGCUCCUUCUGCCAUUUCAAUGUCCACGGCUUUAUCGUCUCCGGUGGGAGGAAAUGUUCGGAACCAUUUGGGAUUCUCCUUCAUUGGGUUAACGGAGCUGGAUGAUGUCACCCAAGGAAGUCCAAAGAAACCCAGAACCAAUGAAAUGAUCCAAUCCCCAACUAGUGUUCCAGGUGAGGUAAACAAUGAACAGGUCUCAAUGAAAUUUGGCAAUGAGAGGCAGGGCAGAGAUGGUUACCUCUUCAUGGGUGGCCAAAACAACUUCAUUGGAGGUUUUGGACAAUAUUCGAUUGGAGAGAUUGGAAGAUUUGACGCAGAACAAUUCACACCAAGGUUUUCAGGCAACGGUGUUUCCCUAACACUUGGUCUUCCUCACUGUGAAAACCUUUCCUUAUCUGCAACCCACCAACCUUUCCUCCCUAACCAGAACAUUCAGCUGGGAAGAAGAGUAGACAUGGGAGAACCAAAUGAAUUUGGAGCCAUUAACAGUUCCACGCCGCACUCCUCCACAGCAUAUGAGGACAUGGAAAUGCAGAACCGAAAGAGGUUUGUAGCACAAUUGUUGCCAGACUUUGUGGCCUAAUAAUUAAGUAUUGACUAUGACAAUGAAUAAGUGAAGGAGGUAUCCGUUGCUUCCUGGGACUCGGUCUUUCACUAUGCUCUCUGUUACUUAAGGGAGCACGCACACAGCUUUGUUGUGUAAAGAAAUAACAGAUUUACAUAGUAAUAGGCUUAUACAUUGCAUAGAACCAUUUCAGAUUUUAGAUAGCAUAGGAUUUGAUAGCAUAUGAUAUGAGGAUUGUAUAUAUUAUUUUUGUAACUUUUCAAGAUGGGGUAGAUGGAUUGAUGUUGUAAGGAUUAGUUAUUUGGAAUAUACCAAUACCAAUAUAUGUUGAUUGUGGACUAAUAAUGCAAUCUCCAUAAAAUAAGGGAGAUA